Messenger RNA from Symbiodinium sp. CCMP2456, 3420 nucleotides. Lineage: Eukaryota; Dinophyceae; Suessiales; Symbiodiniaceae. The record is from the annotation of a GenBank genome assembly.
GUCGAGCGCGUCGCCGACCGCGUCGCGAUCUUGCGCGCGGGACAAGUCUUGGCGUGCGAGCGGCUCGACGAACUCAAACGCACGUCGGUCGAAGCGACGAUCACCAUGCACGGCAGCAGCGGCGUCCUCCCCGAGCUGCCCGGAGAAGUGCUCCUCAGCCGCCGCCGCGGCAAGCAAUGGCAGGUCCUCUUGCGCGGCGUCGCCGAUCACGACUCGCUGUCGUCGCUCGCCGAAAGCGAAACGGUCGUCGCCGUCGAUACCCGGACGCCGUCGCUGGAAGAGUUGUUCGUCGCGUACCUGCAAUCGGACGGGCCAUCCGCGUCUCCAGACGCCUCCCACAAUUGUCGCUCCACGCUCAACCAUCUCCAAGCAUUCCGCGAGGCGACGAUGCCCACCGCCACCGCCCUCGGCGCCCCCAACACUCUGCGGCUCGCGAAGCGCUUCUUCUGGAAGGAGUGCCGCCGGCUGCGUGGCUUGGGGGUGGGCGUCUUCCUGUUGGCGACGGCGCUGAUGGCGGCGAUGGGGCGCCUCAUCCCCGAUGAUCGCGCGCUGUGGACCGCCACGACGCUGAUCGCUGUCAUCGGCGGCGCGAUGCUCGCGGUCGCCGCGGCCGUCACGCUGUUCUCCGUCGAGAAAGAGGAAGGAACGUCGGAACUGCUCGAGCGGCUGCCGCGGAACCUCUCCGCGAUGACGAUCGGCAAGCUCAGCGCCGCUAUGGUUGUCAUAUCGCUCUGCACGAUGGCGCUGGUGGCGAUGUCGUUCACGGUCACCGAUCGACCCUUCCAUUUGGACCGCUUCGUAACGCACUUCUUGCCGCCGACGUUGCUCCUCAUCGUUACGGCAUUCGUCUGGAGCCUCGUCGCGUCGCUCGCCUGCCCCAACCCGCUGAUCGCCGCGGUGCUCGGCAUCGCGAUGGCGUCGGUGAGCGUCCAGGCAGGCAUCUACCUCACCAACCCCGACCUCCGCGCCUACACCGGCGAGGAGUUGGAGGAUUCGGCUGCUAGAGGGCUGGCGCUGGCAGGCGUCGGCGCUAUCGUCGCCGGUUGGCUGGUGACGCGAUGGCCGGCGCCGAUGCGGGGACGAAGGGUUGUCGCCGCGGAGUUGGACACGCCGCUAAGCCGCAAGCGGCUGCGUUGGCCGUCGCUCGGAUGGGGGCUCUUUGGGCGGUACUUCUGGCAGACGCUGCGGCAGUCGUGGGCGACGGGCGUUGUGGCGAUGCUGCUGGGGUUGUUCUUGACGUUCAUGUCCGUCCUCAUUCCGGAAGGGCUUCUCGAGGCCAACCGCACGUGGCGGUUCUUCUCCGGCGUCGGGCUCCUCUUCGCGCCGGCGCUGCUGGGGGCGGUGGUGUUCCGCGCCGACCAACGUCGCGACGCCUACCGUUUCCUCGCCGAGCACGCCGGCCGGCCGCGUAUGCUGUGGCUGGCGCGGAACCUCGUCGGCUUGGCGAUCCUUGGGCUGUUCACCGCCUUGCUGGUCGCCGUGUUCCUUGGCGUUUGGUUGUUCAUGGUCGGCGUCCCGGGCAGGAUCGACUUUGUCUACCAGUACUCAACUACGGCCGGCGUCGAUUUUCUACGAGUCGUGCAAGGACUCAUCGAUGGCAAGCAACUUGCCAUCGUCGCCGCUACGGCGGUGCUGACGGCGUACGCCUACGGGCAGUUCUUCUCGCUCGCCCUGCGGAGCGACGUCAUCGCCGCGAUGCUGGCGCUCGUCGCUUCAAUUGUGGUCUUGGGUUGGUCCAGUGUGGUCCUGGCGUGGGAGUUGCCGCCACUGGCAUUUCUCCUGCCGCUCGCCAUCGGAGCGCUGCUCGCGGCUUGGCUGCGCGUCAGCGACUGGAUGUUCGACCGCCGCGGCUGGUGGCGCUGGGCGGCGCCGGUCGCGGCGCUAUUGGCGCCAGCCGCCUGCUUGCUCCCCAUCGUGCCGGCGGAACGGCUCGCGCAAGUCAACAGGCCGACGCCGCUCAUCGCGACCAGUGGCCUAGUUCUCAUGCACCCGGAGGUCCGGGUUGAGAGCGUACCCCCUCAAGUCGGCUCUUGGCACGUAAGGAGCGGUGUGAGGUUUGACGAGCUUGUGAGCCAAACGCAGGAGGAGAUGCGGAAAGGCAAGGAGGUAGCGGACGCCUAUGUUCGGCUGGAAGCUGAGGAAGUCGCUUUCGACGAGGUUGAAGAUGAGGGUGAUGAGGAGCCGGCUUUCGACUUUGGCCUUAGAACCGUUAUCCGGCCCGCUCACGGAAGACUGGAUGGCGACGCCCUCGACGAGUUCCUGCGUCUAAGCCGGGUCCGAUGCCGCUUGAUGUCGGGGCACGGCGGCGACUUGCAGAAGAUUGCACUGAUGGAUUCGACCGACGCCGAGGAACCCAUCGACCUCGACGGCCGGCUCGAGCGGCUCCUUGCUUGCCGGCGAGUUUCGAUACAGGGGGGAGAGAACCUGGGCCUGCUACAUGAGGGGUCUUUCUCUGUUUACCUGGCCGAUGAGUUUGUCGAUUGGGCGAACGAAGCAGGCCAAACCACCGAGCGGAUCGGCAAGGCGAUCCGCGGUCUGCGUGAAGCCGAGGCGAUGUCGGCGGGGCCGAUCGGGCACCUGAUGAACGAUCACUUUCAGGCGCAGGCGAUCAUCAAUGGCGAAGCGAGCCCGCAGUUUCUUCAAGGCACGGACCCGAGACCUCGGGUCGAUCAGUGGCUGGCUUACCUCGCCAACGAGUCGCUCGACUUCGAACGCGAACGGGCGCUAAAGGCGCUCGACCUGCUGGCCGCGUACGACGCGGCGUUCCUCGGCGAAGGGAUGCGCGCCCUGACUUCGAACAAGCCCAACCUGAACUGGCUCCAGCGCCAUUCCAUCGACGACGCUCAACUCGUCGGCGUUCUGGCGCCCGACGUGCCCCAGCGUGGCGCCUACUACUUCGGGGACCUAACGACGAUCGCCGGCGCGCGGACAAGUCGACUCGUGAGUCAGGUGUUCAACAACCAACACGUGCUCUCCGACGCGUUGCGACGUUGGAUGGCCGGCGUCGCUUGGCGCCGCGCCGAGCGCGUGCGGCUUGCGCUGAUUGCUUAUCACCUCGAACACGACGAGUAUCCCGAGAGCCUGGAACCGCUCGUCGGGUCCUACUUGGGCCGUGAAGAGAUUCGCGACCCGUACACGGGCGAGCCGUUCGGCUGGAAGCCGGACGGAUUCGAUUUGCCGCUUGCUGAAGAGUAUCGAGGCGAGAUCGUAAAGCAGAUUGCACCGAUCGGGAUACCGGCGCUGUGGUGCGGCGGCGGUGCCUUGGCGGCGCCCGUCAAACGCCAGGCGCGGGUCGGUAAACCCGGUGCAGGGGGUGUCUCCGACGACAACCGCCCGACCGCAACGGUCAUGUCCCUGCAACCCGUUGAGGAAAUCUACUUCUGGCCGACGGGCGCGUUCUGGAUGCCGGCGCCGAAGUGA